This is a messenger RNA of Cladophialophora yegresii CBS 114405, 1554 nucleotides long. RefSeq lists its product as uncharacterized. The record is from RefSeq and is a predicted model, not a curated record. Bases 1 to 1554 code for a protein of 517 amino acids. Gene Ontology annotation, cellular component: small-subunit processome; box C/D methylation guide snoRNP complex. The transcript has 3 exons. NCBI's taxonomy places the organism in Eukaryota, Fungi, Ascomycota, Eurotiomycetes, Chaetothyriales, Herpotrichiellaceae. Gene Ontology annotation, molecular function: snoRNA binding.
AUGGCCGAGUACCUCUUACACGAAGGCCCAAUGGGGUACUCUAUCUUCAAGGUCUCUCAUCAACCUGAUACUGUCGGCAAUCGCUUGAAGGAAGUCCAAGACAGUGUGCAGGACCUUGCUCGGUUCGGCAAGAUGGUCGACCUCGUCAGUUUCUUACCAUUCGAGAGCGGAAAGCAAGCCCUCUCCGAACUCAACGACAUCUCUGAAGGCAUCGCAUCCGACUAUCUCAGGUCCUUUCUGGAACUCAAUUUGCCAAAGGCUGGAAAGAAGAACAAAGUCACGCUGGGAGUUUCAGACAAGAUUCUCGCUGGCAGCAUCAAGGCCGUCUUCCCCAACGUAGAGUGCCAAACGGGCGACACUUCAGAAGUUGUACAGGAUAUGCUCCGAGGGCUUAGAUUACACUCCGAGAAACUGCUCAAACAACUACGCGAAGGCGACACCGGCACUGCACAGCUCGGUUUAGGCCACGCAUACUCCAGAGCCAAAGUCAAGUUUUCCGUACAGAAGAAUGACAAUCACAUCAUUCAAGCCAUCGCAAUCCUCGACCAACUCGACAAAGCCAUCAACACGUUCUCCAUGCGAGUCCGUGAGUGGUACUCGUGGCAUUUUCCUGAGCUCAUCAAGAUUGUAUCGGAGAAUCACAAGUAUGCCAAGGUCGCACUGUUUGUCAAAGAUAAGAGGAUGCUGUCCCCUGAAAGUCUACACGACCUUGCUGCGGUCGUGGACGAUGACGAGGAGAUCGCAAAGAACAUAAUCGAUGCAGCGAAGACCAGCAUGGGGCAAGAAAUCUCGGUUUCGGACAUGGAGAAUGUUACCACCUUUGCGGAACGAGUGGUCAGUCUUGGCAACUACCGAAAGACUCUUCACAGCUACCUAGUUUCUAAGAUGGGCGUGGUUGCACCAAACCUUGCCGCUCUUAUUGGGGAAAUUGUGGGCGCGCGCUUAAUCUCUCAUGCUGGCAGUCUGACGAAUCUCUCAAAGUAUCCUGCCUCGACCGUUCAGAUCCUGGGAGCCGAGAAAGCGUUGUUCAGAGCGUUGAAGACCAAGGGCAACACACCGAAAUAUGGCCUCCUCUAUCAUUCAUCCUUUAUUGGGAGAGCUGGCCAGAAGAACAAGGGGAGGAUAUCGCGAUUUCUUGCCAACAAGUGUUCGAUCGCCUCAAGGAUUGACAACUUCUCCGAAACACCGUCCACGGUCUUUGGUCAGGCUUUGAAGAAACAAGUAGAGGAAAGGUUGGAGUUCUACUCAUCCGGUGCACAACCCACCAAAAACGAGGUCGCUAUGAAAGAUGCCAUGGACAGAGUUCUUGCGGACAUAGACAUUGAUGGACCCGAACAACCAGAUACCCAGAUGUUCGAUGUGGAGCCGAAGUCAGUUCAGAGCCAGGAGAAGAAGAAGAAGGACAAGAAGAAGGAGAAGAAGGAAAAGAAGGAGCAGUCUUCGAAGCCAGAGGAUAACGACAAGAGUGAGAAGAAGGAGAAGAAACGAAAAGCAAGUGAGCCCGACGAUGAGCGGAGCGAGAAGAAAAAGAAGAAGUCCAAGUCCAAGGAAUGA